UACUUUAUACCUCACAGACUCAAAACUUCAGUGUUUCAGAUAAGACUAGUCUUAGACCAUGAGAGUUUAUGCCAAUGUUCCACUGUAUGCAAAUAAACCCUAGGCCAGGUCCUCUUCUUACUGACACCAGUUGCAACGUUCCCUAUAUUUUUAAUGACUGAGUAAUUAGAUCCAUUUUCACUUCUCUGCAAAUAUGGUUCCUUCUGUUAUAUUCUCUCUCCUAUUGACACCACCUUUUCCCAGUUCUGCAUACACACAUGGCUUAUCUCACACACAUAGGUUUCAAAUGUAAUAAACUUUAUUGAUCUCAAAACUGAACCCACAGCUGUAAAGAGUUAUUGAUGCAAAUAGUGCGUCUCAGCCUCCUUCCAUUUACUUCUUCACACAGCAACACUAAUAUGCACUACAGCAUCUGCUGUUAUUACUUCACUGAAGUAGGCUAUUGGUGGUAGAGGCUAUGCCUAAUGUAGAAAACUAUUUAGAAUUACUCCCAUUAUUUCUCCUGAGAAAUUUUGUUUUGCAAAUCCUUUAACGUCCUUAUUUCUUUGCAUCUACCUAGUAAUAUCCCUUAUUCCCUCUGCCUUUUUAGUAACAGUCUUGCUUCCAGGAAAUAUCUUUUUAACAUUGCUGGAGUCACAGUAACACGGAACAUUACAGGCAAAAUUGAAAAAGAACCUUAAAAUUAAAUACUUAUUUAAAAGUGCUGUGUAGAGAACUUCCUAAUCCACUGUGACAGAAGAUAUUGUAGAAAUACUCUGCCAAAAUGGCUUUUGGUGGGAUCAGGGCAUCCCAGGACAAACAAAAGAAGAAAAUGCCUGAAGAAUCCCUAGAUAUAAAUACACCUGCAAAUAUAUGUAAGCACACGCACUUACGUAAUGUAAUUACGCAUACGAACACUAUUAUUAAAUUCUCUUCCUUAUUGCCAAUUUCCUACUCCCACACAACACCGAGGCCCUCCCUCAGCUCCCACCGCGCAUGCGCGCACAGCGCACGGUCCCGCCUCGCCCGCGCACAGCCAGUGUCUCCCCAGGAGGAAGGAAUGAGAGUUUUGUCUUAUGGCUGCUCCAGGAAAGGUGGCAGCUUUCCGUCUGCCUCCCCUGCCAACUAUUGGAGAGAUUAUUAAACUCUUUCGCCUUAAAGCACUGAAACAGCUUUCCCAGAACUUUCUACUGGAUUUGCGAUUGACAGACAAGAUAGUGAAACAGGCUGGUGAGCUGAAGAAUGCCCAUGUUUGCGAGGUGGGCCCUGGGCCAGGAGGAAUUACCAGGUCCAUUCUCAGUGCUGGUGUUGAACAACUGCUUUUAAUUGAAAAAGAUGCUCGAUUUAUUCCAGGAUUGCAGAUACUGUCUGAAGCAGCUCCAGGAAGAGUGCGCAUUGUUCAUGGAGAUAUCCUGACUUAUAAGAUGGAGAAGGCAUUUCCAAAGCACUUAAAAAAGAGCUGGGAGGAUGAGCCACCAGAUAUACAUAUCAUUGGCAAUCUGCCCUUCAGUGUUUCAACUCCUCUCAUCAUCAAGUGGCUUGAGAAUGUUUCAAAAAGGGAUGGACCUUUUAUUUAUGGCAGGACACAGAUGACGCUGACUUUUCAAAAGGAAGUUGGGGAGAGACUCACAGCUAACCCAGGAAGUAACCAACGCAGCAGGCUGUCCAUCAUGGCUCAGCAUCUCUGCACUGUGGAAAACUGUUUCAUAAUUCCAGGUCAAGCUUUUGUUCCAAAGCCAGAGGUGGAUGUGUCUGUGGUGCAUUUCACUCCAUUGGUGCAACCAAAGAUACAGCAGCCAUUUGAGCUGGUAGAAAAGGUGGUUCAAAGUGUUUUUCAGUUUAGAAGAAAAUACUGCUUCCGUGGAAUUGAGACCUUGUUUCCUGAAAAUGGGCGCUUGAAAAGAACAGAACAGCUGAUGAUGACGGCAGAUGUUGAUCCAACUCUGCGUCCUUUUCAGCUCUCUAUGUCACAGUUUAGAAACUUGUGCAAUGCAUACAGGAAAAUGUGUGAUGAAGACCCAAGCCUUUUUGUGUUCAACUACAGAGAAGAACUACGGCAAAAGAAGAAGACAAGAAGUUUACUUGGAAGUACUGGUCAACCUGAACAGACUGAAGAGGAAAAUCAUCUGUAACAGCACAAGUCUGAUUUUUUUUAUUAGUUUUAACUCCUUGAUCUACAGGUGUUGACUCAGUAAAAGAAGGUCUAGGUGGUCCUACAUCUAUGAAAGACCUACUUUUGAGAAAGUGGUAGAGGGAGAGGGUAUCUCUCUAUUCCAUUCAGCAGCAGACAAAAGGGAAAAGGCAAUCCAGGUUCUUUUUACUUCAGGAGAAGGGCUAGAACACAUACGAAGAAACAAGGUACGUUGUGAGAAAGGUAAUUAAGUUGCAAUACUUCUGAUAUAACUGAAUUUUAUAUGAAUGAAAGUGCUUUACUGAAAUUGAAGAAAAAUACUUUUCAGACAUCACCACAUAAGAUGGUGUUUGGGUUUUUGUGCUUUUUUUAUCCUGGAACAUCCUCCUGUGCAGAGUAAUUUAAAAACCAGAAGCCAAGACUCUUAUAAAUACACUCAAGUGACUGGCUUACGGGAGGAUAAAGUGCACCAAUUGCCUCAAGGUCUGCUAAUACUCUUCUCAUUUAUGCAGAAGCAAAGAAUUUGGGAUUUAAAGCUCCAACUACAGAAAAGCAGCACAAUAAAAAGUAGAAAACAUGGCUAAUA
Molecule: messenger RNA, 2696 nt
Organism: Serinus canaria (Common canary)
Lineage: Eukaryota; Metazoa; Chordata; Aves; Passeriformes; Fringillidae
Gene: TFB1M
Product: transcription factor B1, mitochondrial
Exons: 8
Coding region: 1056-2111 (351 amino acids)
Biological process (GO): transcription initiation at mitochondrial promoter; rRNA methylation
Cellular component (GO): mitochondrial matrix
Molecular function (GO): mitochondrial transcription factor activity; rRNA (adenine-N6,N6-)-dimethyltransferase activity
Source: RefSeq, a predicted model, not a curated record